AUGAAUCAGAAGGACGCUAUUAAAAUGUACCUGGGCUUUCUCGAGGAACUCAUUUCUCGCUAUGAACGAUCCUACUCCUCUCGAAAUGACGAUGUGGGUCUUGAGGUCCACACGCAAGAUACGGAUUCAUCGGGCGGCCAUCAUUCGAUAUUGACGGGUGUGGAGAGUCCGCUGCUGUGUCGGGGCCACUUGAAUGGGUUUUAUGACUUUAUUUUAUUGGUCGUGGAGAAGAGCAACGACCCGGAAUGGUGGAAUGUCUGUGAUUACGUCAAUCUACUCUUCUCUCUUAUUCUUGCUUCACCGUCGAGCGGCACCGCUGCGGAGGUGGUGGAUUUGAUUUUUCAUUCAAAUUUCACCACCCCGGACCCCACGAAGGAUAUUGAGAAUACAACGCAUUGCCCGUUCCCGGAUGCGCCUGAGGAGUAUGGCCGGCAUACUUCCUCCUCCUCCUCCUCCAUUUCCAACCCUUGCCCGCGCUAUCGAUCGCGCAAAAAACGACAUCCCAACAAGUCCGACCUCUCCCACAAACUAUGGCAUGCGGUUCAAGGGCUCCUGGGCGCCCAGCAAAGCGUUAGGGGCGGGGGCUGCUUUCCCGGCCGACUUUUUUGCACCUUGAUGGAGUGCGCGGCCCUACGUCUUAUCGUGCAGGGGUGGUGCCUUCGUGAGGUUCGCAUGGUCGCGACUUCGCCUUCUCAGGAAGGCGACCCAACUCGCCAUGGGCCCUCGAAUGGCGAUCCCCAGGGCGCUAAACCGUCGGCAGUUCCAUCCGCAAAUGCGCUGAGGCUGCUCCCACGGCUCCGCCCCGGGCUUGUCAGCGUUGAUUUUUUGCUCUGCGCGGAGUCGUGGAGGGCCAUGCGGGCGGUUUUUCAGCCUGAGAUCUCCCCCGAAACCCGGGUUCCGCUUGGGCUGAGUAUCGAUCCCCCUCACACGCCAACCCUGACGCCCAGUCUCGAGCUUGCGAUGUCCAGUGUAGAAUCGCAGGUGGGAUUUGCCCACCAGCGUGAUUUCUCGGCGGAGCUGCUGUGCUAUUCUUUUCCCCAUCUAGAGGACUUAUUAUCUUCGGCGUUGAGUUGCCGGUGCUACCUGGCGCGGCAGGAGGCUCUCCGCUUUAUCAAGGACGUUAUUUUCAAUCCUAAAUACCCCACCGCACGCGGAUUAUAUCUUUCUUCUGCGGGGCUGUUGAGUGCAGUGUUGGGAACCAUGAGUGAAAAGACCAUGCUUUGUAGUGAGCUAACCUUUGCCAUUAUAAAGGAGUUUGCGGAUACGCUGCCGCUUCCAGAUACCGUGUGCGAGUUAUUGAUGCGGAGACGAUCUGACAUUCUUAACUUCGCGUAUCAGUACUCUACUUUUCUAACCUGCAGUGGGGCCAAUAAAGCACAUAGUCAAUAUAUUUUUGAAUUUAUAGAAGAGUUGCGAACAUCUUUGGAGCCUUUUUCCUUUACAGGCUAA
Messenger RNA from Phytomonas sp. Hart1, 1449 nucleotides. The record is from the annotation of a GenBank genome assembly. Lineage: Eukaryota; Euglenozoa; Kinetoplastea; Trypanosomatida; Trypanosomatidae.